GCUGGCCAGCAGGGGCGGGACGCUGCCUGGGGACUGGACACAGAGCAGGGCCGGCAGCCCCAAGCCCCACCAGGUGGGCGACGGCCCGGAGGCCUCUGAGUGUCCCUGCAGUUUGUGGCCGGCUGCCCGCUUCUCCUGCACCAUGUCUGACGGCGAGGGCCCCUCGGCUGAUGACAGCGCUUCCGCUGCAAGUAGCAUGGAGGUGACGGACCGCAUCGCCUCCCUGGAGCAGCGGGUCCAGAUGCAAGAAGACGACAUCCAGCUGCUCAAGUCGGCCCUGGCCGACGUGGUUCGGCGCCUGAACAUCACCGAGGAGCAGCAGGCCGUGCUCAACCGGAAAGGACCUACCAAAGCAAGACCGCUGGUGCAGACCCUGCCUCUAAGAGCCACUGUCAACAAUGGCACCGUGUUACCAAAGAAGCCUAGUGGCUCUCUACCGUCCCCCUCUGGGACCAGGAAAGAAACCGCUGUGCUGGCGACAACCAAAAGAUUAAACACGUCUGUGAGUCUUCUCAAUGCAGGCAAACUGACUAGAUCAACGUCCAGUACCAUCAAGAGGACCAGCUCUUCUGAACGCGUGUCUCCUGGAGGUCGAAGGGAAAGCUAUGGGGAUUCCAAAGGCAACCGGAAUCGCACGGGGUCGACCAGCAGUUCUUCUAGCGGCAAGAAGAACAGCGAAAGCAAACCCAAGGAGCCUGUCUUCAGCGCGGCACUUCUGUGUCUGUCUCCGAAAUCUCAAGGGAAGCGCCGGGUGACACACUGCAAAGAAGAAGGAUAUGUAAAAAUGUUUCUUCGUGGACGCCCUGUCACCAUGUACCUGCCCAAAGAUCAAGUGGAUUCCUACAACUUGGAAGCAAAGAUGGAACUGCCAACCAAGAGACUCAAGCUGGAAUGGGUCUAUGGCUACAGGGGCCGCGACUGUCGGAAUAACCUGUAUCUACUUCCGACGGGUGAGACGGUGUAUUUCAUCGCGUCAGUGGUCGUGUUGUACAACGUGGAGGAACAGCUUCAGAGGCAUUACACCGGCCAUAAUGAUGACGUGAAGUGCCUAGCAGUUCAUCCUGAUAAGAUCACUAUAGCAACAGGACAAGUCGCAGGCACGUCUAAGGAUGGAAAACAACUGCCCCCCCAUGUACGCAUCUGGGAUUCCGUGACAUUGAAUACACUGCAUGUCAUCGGAACUGGGUUUUUUGACCGAGCCGUCACCUGCAUUGCAUUCUCCAAAUCUAACGGAGGAAGCAAUCUCUGCGCUGUGGAUGACUCCAAUGACCACGUGCUCUCCGUAUGGGACUGGCAGAGAGAAGAAAGGCUAGCGGAUGUGAAGUGUUCUAACGAAGCUGUAUUUGCGGCCGAUUUCCACCCCACGGACACCAAUAUAAUAGUCACCUGUGGAAAAUCACAUCUGUAUUUUUGGACGCUAGAAGGAAACGCCCUCGUUAAGAAGCAAGGAUUAUUCGAGAAGCAAGAAAAGCCAAAGUUUGUCCUCUGUGUGACUUUUUCCGAAAAUGGUGACACCAUUACCGGAGAUUCAAGUGGCAACAUCUUGAUAUGGGGAAAAGGUACGAAUCGAAUAAGCUAUGCCGUCCAAGGGGCCCACGAGGGUGGCAUUUUUGCACUUUGUAUGUUAAGGGACGGCACGCUGGUGUCGGGAGGAGGGAAGGACCGAAAGCUCAUUUCUUGGAAUGGAAACUAUCAGAAACUUCAUAAAACCGAGAUUCCAGAACAGUUUGGUCCAAUACGAACAGUGGCCGAAGGGAAAGGUGAUGUGAUCUUGAUAGGCACAACCAGAAACUUUGUUCUACAGGGCACUCUGUCAGGGGACUUUGCACCCAUUACUCAGGGUCACACUGAUGAGCUCUGGGGACUGGCGAUCCAUGCCUCGAAACCUCAGUUCCUGACCUGUGGGCACGACAGGCAUGCCACUCUGUGGGACGCUGCUGGUCACCGGCCUGUAUGGGACAAGAUAAUAGAGGAUCCAGCUCAGUCUUCUGGUUUUCAUCCUUCAGGGUCUGUGGUUGCAGUUGGAACACUGACUGGGAGGUGGUUUGUGUUUGACACAGAAACAAAAGACCUGGUCACCGUUCACACGGAUGGAAAUGAACAACUAUCUGUAAUGCGUUACUCACCAGAUGGGAAUUUCUUAGCAAUAGGCUCCCACGACAACUGUAUUUAUAUAUACGGAGUCAGUGACAAUGGGAGGAAGUACACACGAGUUGGCAAAUGCUCGGGUCAUUCCAGCUUCAUUACUCACCUGGACUGGUCUGUGAACUCACAGUUCCUCGUGUCAAAUUCCGGAGACUAUGAAAUCCUCUACUGGGUUCCCUCUGCUUGUAAGCAAGUCGUAAGUGUGGAAAGUACGAGAGACAUUGAGUGGGCAACAUAUACCUGCACUUUGGGAUUCCACGUCUUUGGAGUGUGGCCAGAAGGCUCGGAUGGAACCGACAUCAAUGCCAUCUGUCGGGCCCACGAGAAAAAACUCCUGUCCACUGGUGAUGACUUCGGAAAAGUACACCUCUUCUCUUACCCUUGCUCUCAGUUCAGGGCUCCCAGCCACGUGUACAGUGGGCAUAGCAGUCACGUCACCAAUGUUGACUUCCUCUGUGACGACAGCCACCUCAUCUCCACGGGCGGCAAAGACACGAGCAUCAUGCAGUGGCGGGUCAUUUAGAGCAGGCCCGGGAUGCACGGCCUUGUUUACUCGGUCACUGUGAUUUCUGUUUUGUUUGAAAAGUUGUCACAACCCUCAGGAAAGUCAGUCCCUGUACCGGUUACCUUUGCUUCAUGGGUCAGUGAACGCCGCGUCGGGUCAGCAGUUCAGGUUUCUCCAUGUACGAUAUAUAAAACACAUUUAAUAUACAAAAGAUGCCAAGGUUUACAUUGCGGUGACACCGACAGAAUAACUGGUGUAUCCUUCCUAACUUUUCUAUGAACUCUUCGAAAAUGGUCACAGAAUGCCUUUCCAAAUACUGUACAUAGGCUUUACUCUUUCACCGUCGAGCUUGCUGAGUCGAAUAUUUAUGACAAUAACAAGGUACUGAAUUAUGAUCGCUGUUGAUUGGUUGGUUGGAAGGAAGGAAUGAAGCGAUGGAGUAGAGGAAAUAACUGACUUGCACAGGAAACGCCGAUAGACUUUCUGUGGUCACGGUGUCUCAGGUUCGUGCAGCUCUCCCUCUGGGAGGCUGGGGCGAAGCCGGUGGCACUCUCCUUGCGGUUAGCAGAUUGGACUCCAGAGUAACUUAAAUGUUUCAGCAGAGGAUUCAGGCAUGUCAGAGUUUCAGCAGGCUGCCUGACCCGUCAGCUGCUUAGCACCCUGCUGAGUGGCGCCCCCUUGGGUUCCGCGUUCACGUGCCGUUGUGAGUGGUGGACAUGUUCGGCCACCUUCCUCUGCAUAUUAACUGGCAUGAUAUGGUAUUGUACUUGUAUAGGAUUUUAGCAAUUCAUAAUAAAUAUGUAAGGCUAGGCUUUACUAUUUUAUGCUUAUGGACAUUGUACAUUUGUAUUUUAAGACCAAGUAGACCAAGUCAAAAAGAUACCAUAAAACCUGCAGUAAGGAGAAGUCUGGAGGGCUCCACUAGGUACAAAAGGCAGCCGCCUUUUUUCCUGCCUUGUGUACCUGGACGGCUCGUUCUUGCCCAGGAAAUAAGAUUGCGUUCUGAUGAGUAAAACGUAGGUGGCAUACAUUUAGGAAGAAGGCCUUAUCCAUGUCGAUGGUGUGACAGAUUGAAAUGUAUUGUUUACAUUGGGGAAUGUGUCUCAGAUUUUCAAACAGAAAAGUAAUCAACAGACUUAAGAACAAAUAUUAAGAUUUUUACUUGUUGUAGGCAAGUAAAUGAAUUACACCGCGCGAGCUCUGCAGCAGUGGUUUCUAGUGGCCGGUUAAUCAUGACGUUGGAAGCAAUUUUUAGGACAUCUCCAGCCAGCUGCGGAAGUGCAAGGCACCAGUGAACACUAUGUAUUAAAGGUGAAUCUGUUUGUAUGUAUCCUGAUCAGAUAUAUUCUGUAAUGAAAUAAAACCUGAAAAGUGGAUUUCUUAUUGACCUAUAAUCAUGAAAGUAUAUAAAUUAAAAUAUUUAAAAUUAGCUAUGAUUCACACU
Molecule: messenger RNA, 4094 nt
Organism: Rhinolophus ferrumequinum (greater horseshoe bat)
Lineage: Eukaryota; Metazoa; Chordata; Mammalia; Chiroptera; Rhinolophidae
Gene: EML1
Product: EMAP like 1
Exons: 24
Coding region: 143-2668 (841 amino acids)
Biological process (GO): microtubule cytoskeleton organization
Cellular component (GO): mitotic spindle
Molecular function (GO): microtubule binding
Source: RefSeq, a predicted model, not a curated record